GUGUGCAUGUGUGUGUGUGUUUGCUUUUGUAAUUUACACAUCUGUUAUAAAGAUUUCUCUCUGUGAGUAAGAUGGGUGUCCCCUACAGGUAGGGCUGGACACAUCCCGUAGGAUGAGUGGCGGAGGAGGUGCACCUGGAGCUGAGAAUGACCACAGUACUGUCACUAAGAAGCAUAUGUGCCUCCACUGUCCAUACAGUACAAAUGUAGCCACAAACUUAAGAAACCACAUGCGCACACACACAGGCGAAAAGCCAUUUUCGUGCCCAUACUGUCCUUACUCAGCCAUAACAAAGGACAACCUGAAGAGACAUAUUCGUGGUCAUACAAGAGAGAGUUCCUUUGAGUGUGCCAUGUGUCCAUUCAAGUGUAUAGACAAGAGUGCCAUCAUGAACCACAUGGUAACUCAUCAUCCACAAUGGUGCUAGAUGUAUAUGGAGCCACAGAUAUAUAUGGAGCCACAGAGAAGCCAACACAGUCAACAUAAAGAGAGCAAGGAAAAAAAUAACUUCUGUAAGAAUUCAAGAUAAGAAGUCUGUACUUUCCAUAUAUAUUGCAAAUUAUGGAACAACUUUUCAGUUAACUUGUUGAGCGUGUAAGCACUUUAUACAGUAUCAUUCAUUUUGAUUAUUCUUUGGGAAGCCAGCUGAGAUAUGCUGAAUGCUGCUGGCCAUUUUGGUUGAUUCUUUGAUAAUUUAUAAGGUAAUGUCUUUUUAAGCAAUUCAACUUAUCAAAAGCAUGAAGGUUUUUAAACUUGUAUAGAUUAUCAAGUUAAAGCAGUAGGUUUGAAUUCUGCAUUACACAAAGUGUGAAAAAUAUAAGUUUUUC
This is a messenger RNA of Penaeus vannamei (Pacific white shrimp), 827 nucleotides long. NCBI's taxonomy places the organism in Eukaryota, Metazoa, Arthropoda, Malacostraca, Decapoda, Penaeidae. The record is from RefSeq and is a predicted model, not a curated record.